This is a messenger RNA of Aethina tumida (small hive beetle), 802 nucleotides long. RefSeq names its product mite allergen Der f 7-like. The transcript has 6 exons. Lineage: Eukaryota; Metazoa; Arthropoda; Insecta; Coleoptera; Nitidulidae. The record is from RefSeq and is a predicted model, not a curated record. Bases 37 to 786 code for a protein of 249 amino acids.
UUCAACAGUUACAAAAACAUUUAGUAAUCUUUUACAAUGGGUUUGUUAAACUUUUUAACUCUUUUAAUCUUUAUUUUCUCAGUUCAUUCCAAAACACAAGAAUCUUUUCAUAAAAUAUUGCAGUCAGCAAAUAAAUCAGACAAAACUCAAGAACCUAUUCAUAAAAUAUUGCAGUCAGUAAAUAAAUCCGACAUCCCUUCAAUAAAUCCCAAUAAAUUAGUGGACCAAACUGUUGACUAUUUUGAUGACCUUUUAGUGCAUAAUGGAAUGGACCCUGUGGAACUUCCUGACAUAAAACGCAACUUUAGCUAUAAACCGUUUUUGAUAAACUACCACGGCGAAUACGCAUUAACUGAAGGUUGGCUCCAUGACAUGUCCACGAUGAAAAGAGACGGUGAUGUUAACCUUUGGUACAAUUUUGGUACCGAACAGUACGAAGCUUUUAUUCCAGUUGCCUUUCAGGACCUUCAAUUCAACUACAGCUACAAAGUGAAAUUCAUGAACAUCGGUCCAGUUGGUAUAGUUAUGGGCAAAAUUUCAGAUGUAAAAAUUAAAUUAUAUCUGUCCUAUUCUAACUCAACUCAUAUAAAAUUACACGAUUUCGAUAUAACAGAUACAGGGCAUAUUAGCGUAAGGUUCGUUGGAAAUGGACUAACUGAUUGGCUUGUGAAUAUUCUAUCGGAAACAUCUUCAUACGUUCUACAUCCAAUAAUUCUUCGUAUUAUUCAAGCCACAAUUCGCCCAAAUUUGGAACAAGUUAUUGAUUAUUUUAAUGAGAUGUUAUAGUUAAAUAUAUAAUUUA